UCUCCUGUAGUUGUGUACAGCAAAUCUAUUCAAAAUCACGUUUACAUCGAAUUUAGGGAAGAAAUACCUUUGAACAUACACCCUAACGUUUUUCUUUUGUUUUCUUUAUCACCUAGCUUGAGAGAAAAGUAUGGUAAAUUGUAUUCCAUGAAGGUGGGGAGUUUUAAAACCGUCGUUGCCGAGGAUGCUGCUUCAGUGAAAGAAGUGUUGGUGAAGAAAUCGGCUGAUUAUGCUGGAAGACCUCCAUUCCAUAGCUUCGUGAUGACCACUCUUGGCGGAAAGGAUAUCGCAUUUGGAAAUUAUGGUCCUGCAUGGAAGUUUCAUCGCAAACUCUUUAUGACGGCGGUGCGAAAGUAUAUCUCGGAUCAAGAGCUGGUUGAAGAAAGAAUCUCCGAGCAAGCAAAAAGGCUUCUGCAGUACUUUGAAGACCAGAAGGAAAAAGGUUUUGACCCAUCACAGAUUUUGAUGGAAAGCGUUGCCAACGUCAUCUGUCGAAUCACGUUUGGAAAGCUCUUUGAUUCAUCACAUCCAGAUUUUAAGGAACUCUUGGAGAUAAACAACAGAGCCUUUACAGACACCGAAUUGAAUAGUCAAAUAUUUAUGUUAGAUAACUUUCCCAUAGCCAAAUACCUCCCAUUCAAAGCUUACGAAACAGAGAAAAAAAUGACUGAUCGACUCUUUGAGAUUCUGCGCAAUCAGCUAAGGGUGCAAGAGAAAGCAUUUGAUCCCGAAGCGGAGAUCGAGAGCCUCACUAGUAGCCUUUUGAAGGAAAAACUUGUCGCCGAAAAUGAAGUUGGCACUGGGGAGAAAGCAGCCAUCUUGUCCGACGACUACAUAAUCAACACCAUGGAAGACAUGUUCAGCGCUGGUUAUGAGACCACCAGCACUACUCUUCGUUGGGCCAUUGCUUAUUUAGUUCACAAUCCUGACUGUCAAACAGAGAUUCAGAACCAGUUGGAUGAGGAGGUAGGGAGGGAUCGUAUGCCAGGUCUGGAUGACCGCCCAAACCUUCCGCUGGUUCAGGCCACAAUCAUGGAAACACUUCGCCUCGGAAAUGUCGCUGAAGCAGCUCUUCCUCAUUACACUCUGAAGGAAACCACACUUGCUGGUUACCGUGUUCCAAAAGAUACUGUGGUUUUGCCCAAUCUGAUGGCCGUUCACAUGGAUCCAAGCUGCUGGGAGGAUCCGACCAAAUUCAACCCACACCGCCAUAUUGAUGCUGAUGGCCAAGUUAUUACCAACUCUGGAAACUUUCUACCCUUUUCUGCUGGACGCCGCGUUUGUGCUGGCGAGGCACUUGCAAAGGUCGAGUUGUUCUUUUUCCUGUCCUGGAUGUUGCACAAGUUUACCUUCUUGCCCCAAGAGAACGGUGUUCUUCCUGACCUUAAAGGAGUCGAUGGUUUUACCCGUUUUCCGGCGCCUUACAAUAUAAGGGUAGAAAAACGUCAAUAGAAGCCUAUGAUCUUAAGCGAACGGUGUUAUAAGCAGAAGUUGACUUGAGAGCUUGUAACAAAAUAGGUCCUGAUUUGCACAAACCGUGCGUCGGAAACUGUUUAUACUAAGUUUUCCUAAUGUGUAUCAUUAUAGUAGUAGCAGAAGAUUGAGAGCAUCUUUAUUUGGGUUAACAAUAGUUUAAGGGUAAAGUAUACUCAAGAAACCAUAUAAUUAUUUUUUCUUUCGUGGAAAAGUAUCCGUAUGAAAUUAUGAAACUGCCCGCAAUUUGAAAUUUCAGAAAGUGUCAUGGAACCUUCUAAAAUUAUGUUCAGUUGCGCCAAAGCUGCCUGCAUGGACGCCGCCAUUUUGAAUCUCGCUUAGCAGCCUGGCAGCUUAAUUGUGACAUGAAUUAGUCUCAUUCCUCUCUUUUUUAGCGGUCUGAUUAGAACAAUACAAAAAAGUAUUCUUGACUCAAACAAUAAUCCUUUGUUAUAAAAAGAGCAGAGCUGUUUGUUAACUGCACCCUGUGGUUUAGUAUGUGCGACACUUUAGUGUUUUGAGAAUGGCAGCGUAUAUAAAAAAAAAACAUUUUUAGUAACGAAUUGAUGUUACUUUUUUUAAAUGGUUG
Molecule: messenger RNA, 2062 nt
Organism: Pocillopora verrucosa
Lineage: Eukaryota; Metazoa; Cnidaria; Anthozoa; Scleractinia; Pocilloporidae
Source: RefSeq, a predicted model, not a curated record